AUGGUCACCAAGAACGACAAUACCAUCUUCCGCUCCACCGCAUUCUUCUUCUUGACACUCCCUGCAUCCAUCGCAGGCGCACUCUUUCUCGGCCGACUCGUCUGGCUCCACAAGCAUGGUCGCGAACACGGUCUUGGUCGAACUGACCUCAUCUACUGGUCCUCAUUCUGUCUCAUGCUGAGCGGAUGCAUCUCCCUCAUCGCGACUCUGUGCAUGGAGAUUCGGAAUCACCAACAGUCACUUGAUUGGGACGUGCUUCUUGCUUCUGCGACUAUGCUGCUCGCGUGGAUCUUGGCGAUAGUACUGAACAAGGAAGAGCACAAGUACUCGAUCCGAUCGUCCGAUUUUAUUCUGGGCUACUACCUCGUCGCCAAUCUCGGUAUGGGAGCCGCCCUCUGGUUGGCACGCCAGCCACCUUCAAACCCUUCUCCAUCACCCACAUACCCCCUACCUAUCCUCCACUGGUUCCUGGGCUCACUUUUCAUUGGCUUGGUCGUAGAGGCAUGGCCGAGAGGAUGGACAAAAGUCCAAAACUCAUCCACCGCGAGCGUCUUUGAAAAGGCCAACCUUGUCUCACGACUUUCCUUCCACUACAUCCAGCCCAUCAUGAGUAUCGGAUACAGUCGCCCGCUUCUUCUGGACGACCUCGCACAUUUGAUGCCAGAGCGGAUUCGGUCCGAGAAUGCGUACAAGGAUCUUGCGGCGACUUGGAAGAAACAGGAGGCACGGUUCUUUGCGUUGCUGCCGAAGACUCGUCAGGAGAAGGCGAGACCGUGGUUGCUGUUCAGGACGAUUGCCUUAACGUUUGGAUGGGUGGGCUGGGCGCCUAUUGUGUUGACGAGGGUUGUGUCGACGACUUUGGUUUACCUCCAGCCAGUGCUCUUGGGUCGGAUUUUGGACUUUAUGAUGGCCUCGUCCUCGUCGACGGAUGCGCCUGCGCCUGCGCCUGCGCCUGCGCCACAACCGUUGUCAUAUGGAAUCUACCUGGCAGUGCUGAUGUUCAUGGUAUCGCUUGUGAGUUCUGUCACGGGCGCGCAGCUGCUUCAACUCAACGCCGAGCGUGGGAUGGAGAUCCGUUCUGGUCUUAUUGGUUUGAUUUACCGCAAGUCUUUGAGAUUAUCGCCCGAAGCCCGGCAGACCCAGACUGCAGGAGCCAUCUCGAACCACAUGUCGGUUGAUGUCGAGAAGUGGUCAACGGCACUCAACACUUUACCACAGUGGGUCUCGGCGCCGAUUGAGUUGUUGGUGGCGUUGUGGAUGUUGUAUCACCAGUUGGGGUGGUGCUCCCUUGUUGGGCUGGUUACUGUGGUGGGGCUGAUCCCGGUCCAGAAAAAGGUGUCGAAUAUCUUUUCGGAGGUCAAGCAUACCAAGCUGACGGCCAUGGAUCAUCGUAUUCGGUUGGUCACUGAGAUGUUGACCUCCAUCAAGACCGUCAAGUUGUACGCCUGGGAGAACGCGUUCAAGGCAAGGAUUGCAGGAUACCGUGAGAUUGAAAUGGCGGUCCUGCGUCGUUUCGGAGUCGUCUAUGCCGGGAUGACCUUGAUAUUCUCCACCACCAUGUUCAUGAGUCUCCUCUCAUUCGGGAUCUACGCUGUGGUUGGCGGACCUGGUGGCACUCCUGGAGAGAUUACACCCCAUGUCAUCUUUGUCAGCUUGUCGCUGUUUGGGCUGUUAAGUAGGCCCAUUUCGAGCAUGGAUACGUUGUUGAGCAGUACGACCUCUAUUCUGGUUGCUACUCGGCGGAUACAGGCGUUUUUGUUGUCUGAGGAGUUGUCCGUUGAUUUGACGACUGUGUUGAGCGGGAACGGCGAAGAUGAUGUUGUUGUGAGGGAUGCGGUUCUGUCGUGGCAUAAGCAAGCGGCCGAUGAUCAGGGUGACUGUGACAAUGACAACGCGACAGAGGACGAGAACACACCAUUGCUGUCGUCAUCAUCAUCAUCACCAUCCUCCGAAAUCGUGGCGACACCUCGCGCACCUACACUCACCAACAUCAACUUCCGUCUCCGAGCCGGAUCUCUAACCGCCGUCGUAGGUCGAAUCGGUUCAGGAAAAUCAUCCCUCCUCGGCGCCCUCAUCGGAGACAUGUACAAGUACCAAGGAUCCGUUCAAGUUCGAGGCAGCGUCGCCUAUGUCAGCCAGCAGGCCUGGAUCUUGCACAGCUCCGUCAAGGACAACAUCCUCUUUGGGAAACCAUUGGACCAGGACCGAUACGAGGCUGUGAUCCGGGCGUGUUGCCUGCAGCAGGAUCUGGAUAUGCUCCCUACCGGCGAUCAAACCGAGAUUGGCGAGCGCGGGAUUAACUUAUCCGGAGGCCAGAAGCAGCGUGUCGCUCUUGCCCGUGCAGCAUACCAGGAUGCGGAUGUUUAUCUGUUGGAUGAUCCUUUGAGUGCUGUCGAUGCGCAUGUUGACCACCACCUUUGGAAGAACUUGAUUGGGCCCGAGGGGUUGUUGAAGGACAAGACGAGGCUUUUGGUCACACAUGGACUCCACCAUUUGAGUGAGGUGGAUCAGGUGUUGGUGAUGAAGGAUGGGUCCAUUAGUGAGAAAGGGCACUUUGAUGAGCUGUUAGCAGCUAAGAGGGGCUUUUAUCAGCUCAACCUUGAGUUCUCGGUCACCGCCAAAAAGCAACGUAGGCAAACCGCCAAUAAGCCCGCAACUUCAUCAGCAGAUACGAUGUCGGAGACAGGAAGUGAGGCUGCUGAAGACACUGACGCUACUACUGUUGUCGCGCCUGCCAGCAGUACUGCUUUCUCAGCUCAGGAUACCAAACCCACCGACGACGACGAGCCCAAACCCGCCGCAGGACUGGUCGCCGCAGAGAAGAUGGUUAAUGGGGGCGUGGGCUGGCACAUGUUCAUGGUCUACGCAAAAGCAGCCUCCUACACCAACAUUGUACUCGUCAUCAUCUUCUACAUCCUCGUCGAGGUUGCCCAAGUCGGGACCAGCUUCUGGUUACGGUACUGGUCAGAUGCUGCGGGUCAGGACAAGUACUCUGUGAUCGAGUUCUUGGUUAUCUAUGCUGGAUUUACGUUGGCGUAUAUGGCGUUCAAUAUGGUGCUGUUCUAUGUGGCAAAUGUUUUGGCGGCUGUGAAGGGGGCAAGGCAUAUGCAUGAUCGGUUGUUGGACAAUCUGGUUAGGCAACCUAUGGCGUUCUUCGAUGUCACUCCUGUCGGUCGGAUCAUCAACAGGUUCUCGACAGACGUGGAUGCAAUCGACGACAACAUCAUCUGGAACCUCAUCGACGUCGUCUACUGCCUCGUUGCCAUCGCUGGCACUCUCGUCGUCAUCUCCAUCUCCAGCCCACAAUUCCUCUACGCCAUCCCUCCUCUCACACUCUGCUACCUCUACAUCCAAUCCUACUUCCUCGCCUCCUCCCAAGCUCUCAAACGGUUCAUGUCCGUUUCAAAGUCGCCACUUUAUCAGCACUUCUCGGAAACUCUUGCGGGCGUCUCGACCAUCCGUGCCAUGUCUGCCGCGCCGAGGUUUGUGAAGGUGAAUGGGGAGAAGGCAGAUCUGUCGGCCGAGACGCAGUUGGCAUUUGGGAUUGCCAAUCGGUGGUUGAAGGUGCGGUUGGAGUUUUUGGGGGCGCUGAUAGUCUUUGAUGCGGCGCUGUUGGCGGUCUUGAAUAGGAGUAGUGUGGGAGGAGCUAGUUUGGUGGGCCUGUCGUUGACGUAUGCGAUGAACAUUACGGGCGAUAUCACGUACCUGGUCCGGUCUUGGGCCGAGAUGUCCAACCAGUUGAUUAGUGUUGAACGGAUAGAAGAGUAUGCUGAGCUACCGCAGGAGGCUCCUCUCGAGACUGGUGUUCGGCUACCGGAAGGUUGGCCGGCGGAGGGGAAGGUUGUAUUUAGAGACUUUUCGGCGAGGUAUCGGGAAGGUCUGGAGCCGGUGUUGAAGAAUGUGUCGUUUGAGGUGGCGCCUGGGGAGAAGGUUGGAAUUGUUGGGAGGACAGGAGCUGGGAAAUCGUCUUUGACGUUGGCGUUGUUCCGUAUGAUUGAGGCCAAGGACAGCUAUUGGGCUCGGGCUACUGCUGCGAGCGUACACGGCACUCCUGCUGUUGAUAUGGGCGGUUGUAAUACCCCUGGAGGAGGAGGAGGAUCGAUUGAGAUUGAUGGUGUGGACAUUUCGACACUAGGCCUACACACCCUCCGCAGCCACCUCUCCAUCAUCCCCCAGGACCCCAUCCUCUUUGCAGGCACCAUCCGCGAGAACCUAGAUCCCUUCCACCAAUCGACUGACGCCGAACUCUGGACAGCCCUCGAACGAGCCCACCUCAAAUCGCUCAUCUCUUCCUUCCCUGAAGGGUUGUCUUAUGAGGUUGUGUCGAACGGGGAUAAUUUCUCGGCUGGCCAGCGGUCGUUGAUCUGUUUGGCCCGUGCGUUGCUUCGCAAGACCAAGAUCUUGGUGUUGGAUGAGGCGACAGCAGCUGUGGAUGUUGAAACGGAUGAGUUGAUCCAGAGGACGAUUCGGGAGGAGUUCAAGGACAGGACGGUGUUGACGAUCGCGCACCGGAUCAAGACCGUCAUGGACUCGGACAAGAUCUUGGUGCUGGAGAGAGGCGAGGUGGAGGAGUAUGAGAGUCCGGAGGUGUUGUUGAAGAGGAGGGAGGGUUCGUUAUUUUUCCGGUUGGCCGAGCAAGCUGGUGAGGUGCAUUAA
Messenger RNA from Linnemannia hyalina, 4656 nucleotides. NCBI's taxonomy places the organism in Eukaryota, Fungi, Mortierellomycota, Mortierellomycetes, Mortierellales, Mortierellaceae. The record is from the annotation of a GenBank genome assembly.